Molecule: messenger RNA, 7722 nt
Organism: Podarcis lilfordi (Lilford's wall lizard)
Lineage: Eukaryota; Metazoa; Chordata; Lepidosauria; Squamata; Lacertidae
Source: the annotation of a GenBank genome assembly
AUGGCAGACUACCGUCAACUGAAGGGUAUCCUGCUAGACCUUCAAUCUCACCGGCAGAGGCAGCAAAAUCACCCAGGAGAUGAGAGAAUCCAGAAGCGCUUCUUAGUUGAAGAUAUGUUUAACCACUUGGAUAUAAAUGGUGAUGGGCACCUCAGCAGCUCUGAAUUGGCUCAGGUGGGUUUGUUGUUCAAUGAAAAUCAAAUUAUGAAGUGGACUGCAUUUCCCAUUCAAAGUGUAAAUUGAGUGUAACCACAGUGGAAUCCUCAAGAGACUAGCUGUUUGUAAAACUCUGCUGAAAAUUAGACUAUGAAAUAUCUUGCCGUAGCUGACUUUUCUCCCAUCUGCCUCAGGAAGCGGUGGCAUUAUUUUAUAUUGUUAAGGAUAUUUUGCAAAAUAAGAAUUUUCUAUGCCACUUUUUUUUUUCCUCCUUAGCUCUCUGGCAAAUAUAGGUUUGCGUCUGCAAUCAUCUUUUUUAAACAUGCCCUGCUCGCUGACAGAUAUCAGAUUUUAUUUGCAUUGAAAAAUAUUUAAAUAUGAAAAUCAGCAUAGAUUCUCCCUCCUUCCUCUGAGAUGCUCUAAUACUAAAAAUUUCAUUAACAACAGUUUCUGUCCCACAUGUACAAUAUCAUUUUGUAGCUGCAGAAGUGUUGAUUGACAAUUGAUCAAUUUAGAUAUAUGGUGGUGAGACACACACACACACACAAAGUGAUAUUGUCUUUAUCAUCAUGUUGUGGAAGGUUAUUCCCAUCAUGCCCUGAUUAUGCAUUUUUGAGAAAGAUCCAGCUAACCAGGAAAAAGGAUGGAUCCUUGAUCUGAUCCACCAUGUUCAUUUGUGCUUUGAGGCCCCCAAGCCCUUACCCUGAAAAUAACUUCACACUGACACCUAAUUUUUAGUUUAAGUCAUUGCGCAAAAUUUAGGCCACAACUUUAUUGAUUACAGCAAAGUGAGUGGUAUUGGCUUAGGCAUUGGCAACAGACUAUAACUGACUCCUGCCUCUCUGGCUGGAAGUCUGAAAGGGUAAACAACAAAUGAGGGAGCAACAUCAAUGAAGACCAACCGAAGCUUACCCCAGGGUUCUUGUGGUCCUGGCAUGGCCCUAGCCCCUCAAGCGGACUUCUGACGAGAUCCAGGACCCCCAGAUUCCUUUACCAGAAUACCCUCAUUCAUGGAGGGGCAAGUGAUGGCCGCACCUCCCCUCCCACACACUUCUUCUUCUUUUUUUUUAAAUAAUAUUUAUUACUUUUCCAACAAUUUAAACACUACAAAAAAUGUACAAUACAAUACAAAAACACUACAUAACACUAACACAUUAAACUAACAAAACAAAACAAAAACAGUUUAAAACACAUCAAUUUCAAUAUCUUAUCUUUCAUUCACUUAUUUCAAUGACCUCCUCACACCUCUCUUUUUGUAUUCCACUUCUAUUAAUUGUUUCAGCAAUUCCUUUCCAUCUUCCUCUGCUUUCUAUCCUAUAAUUAUCUUAACACAUUCUAACCUUAUUUUUCCUUUUAAUACUCUAUUAAUCUAUUUCUACUUAAUCCUUAUAACAUUUCUACUAAAGCCAUAUAACUUCAUUCCAACAUUUUUCUAACAUUAAUUGAUUUUACAGUAUUUCUGUAAAUAGUCUUUAAACUUUUUCCAGUCUUCUUCCACCGACUCUUCUCCCUGGUCUCGGAUUCUGCCAGUCAUUUCCGCCAAUUCCAUAUAGUCCAUCAACUUCAUCUGCCAUUCUUCCCGGGUGGGUAAAUCUUGUGUCUUCCAAUACUUUGCGAUGAGUAUUCUUGCUGCUGUUGUUGCAUACAUAAAAAAAGUUCUAUCCUUCUUUGGCACCAACCAUGCCCAGGAGAAAGGCCUCUGGUUUCUUCAGGAAGGUAUAUUUAAAUACCUUUUUCAAUUCGUUAUAAAUCAUUUCCCAGAAUGUCUUAAUCCUUGGGCAUGGCCACCAAAGGUGAAAAAAUGUACCCUCAGUCUCAUUACAUUUCCAACAUUUAUUGUCGGGCAAAUGGUAAAUUUUUGCAAGCUUGACUGGUGUCAUGUACCACCUAUAAAUCAUUUUCAUUAAAUUUUCUCUUAGGGCAUUACAUGCCGUGAAUUUCAUACCUGUGGUCCAUAACUGUUCCCAGUCAGCCAUCAUUAUGUUAUGUCCAACAUCUUGUGCCCAUUUAAUCAUAGCUGAUUUCACCAUUUCAUCCUGAAUAUUCCAUUUCAACAGCAAGUUAUACAUUCUUGACAAAUUCUUCAUUUUUGGAUCUAACAAUUCUGUUUCCAAUUUUGAUUUUUCCACCUGGAAACCAACUUUUUUGUCCAGAUUGUAUGCCUCCAUUAUUUGAUAAUAAUGGAGCCAAUCUCGCACUUUGUUUUUCAAUUUUUCAAAGCUCUGCAAUUUUAUUCUGUCUCCAUCUUGUUCCAGAAUUUACCAAUAUUUCGGCCAUUUGGCCUCCAUAUUGAGUUUUUUCUGUGCCUUCGCUUCCAUUGGUGACAACCAUCUUGGGGUUUUCUUUUCUAACAAAUCCUUAUAUCUUAUCCAAACAUUAAACAAUGCUUUUCUAACAAUAUGAUUUUUAAACGCUUUAUGUGCUUUUACCUUAUCAUACCACAAAUAUGCAUGCCAGCCAAAUGCAUUAUUGAAGACUUCUAGAUCCAACACGUCAGUGCUUUCAAGAAGCAGCCAUUCUCUCAGCCAGCAAAAAGCAGCUGUUCAUAAUAAAGUUUAAGGUCUGGCAGGGCAAAUCCACCUCUUUCUUUGGCAUCAGUUAAUAUCUUAAAUUUUAUUCGAGGCUUCUUGCCAUGCCAAACAAAUCUGGAAAUAUAUUUCUGCCACUUCUUGAAACAGUCCAUCUUAUCCAAAAUUUGCAAUGUUUGAAACAAAAACAACGUCCUUGGCAACACAUUCGUUUUUAUCACAGCAAUUCGGCCUAACAAUGAUAACUUCAAGUUUGUCCAUAUUUCUAAAUCCUUUUUCACUUCAAUCCAACAUUUUUCAUAAUUAUCCUUAAAUAAAUUCACAUUUUUGGCAGUCAUGUUAACCCCGAAAUAUUUCACUUUCUUAACCAAUGUUAGUCCUGUCUCCUCCUGAAACUUCUCUCUUUCAUUCACAGUUAAGUUUUUCUCUAAAACCUUAGUUUUCAUCUUGUUCAACUUAAAACCUGCUACCUGUCCGAAUUCUUGAAUCAGUUCCAAUACCCUUUUAGUACUAGGUUCUGGCUCCUGUAAAGUCAAUACUAAGUCAUCAGCAAAUGCUUUCAGUUUGUACUGUUUAGCUCCCACCCCUCCCACACACUUCAAUAAGCCAAUGCCUAACCGCCAAACCUUACUAAGUUGUGACGAUUGCUAAGGGGGUAGGCAAAAACCAAGUGACUACAGCCAAUCUGCCAAAUGGAAAUAAUUCCUACCCAGCCCCUGCUCCAAAGCAGGCGACCCAAUCCAAAGCAAGGCCAAAGCAGCACCGCCUAAAAUUAGGGAGGGAGGGUGGGUGUUUGGCAGCGCGAAGCAAGUGCCCCCAGUUACGGCACACUGCCACUUUUGUAGGGCCCAGGAAUCGCGCCAACUGCCCCAAUUGUCCCAAACAGCCUGGCGCGAUCCUGGGGCCCAACAGUUAAGGCUUGGGCCAUGCCCAGCAACAACUCUCCUAGCGGAGGUGCCUUAGGGGCCUGUGCGCAACCAGGACCCUCAUUAAGGAGGAUUCCAUUUGUUCUUGUAAGAUGACAGAGUUGCUGAAAACCACAAGAGGGGAGAGGCUCUUGUUCUCAUGUUCUGAUUGUUGGUUUCCUACAGGCAUCUGGCUGGGCAAGAUGAGCUAUUGGCCUGAUCCAACAAGCUCUUCUAAUGUUCUUAGGAGAUUUGCUGGGUAGUUUCUCUCCUUUUCCUCUGCGAAUUUUCAGGAGUGAAUUUUCAGUGGAAUGAGGUCUGCUUCCCAUCUCUCCCACUGACAGUUGAGGGCAAGGAGGCAUCAACUGAUGAGGGGCUAUAUUUUUUUGAGAGUUUUCAGGAGGCAGCAAGAUGCUGCUUUACCUUCUGCAAAAGACCAGAAAAAGGCAAGUUUUGCCCCAUCCCUAAGUUCCCUGAACUAAGGAAGGAGAGGGGAGGGUGGGAACCACAUAAUGGAUUUGGCUAAUAAGCAUCCUAACUGAAAUGUUGAUUAGCCCUUACACAAUAUUUCUUUCUCCAUCUGUUUUGUUUGUUUAUCUGCUGGAAUGUACUCCUAGUAAGUCCCACCUUGAAAGGAUUAAAUAGCUGCAGAACUUAAUUGUCACAAUAACAUGGCAUGUUGAGAUGUUUUGAAUGAGAAGUUUUGAGAAAUCACCUCUUUGGCUGAGUUGUUAUGAUAGAUCAAAGAAGGAAAGACCAUAUAACAUCCAAUGUCUGCUAAAUUCAUGAAUGAGCACUAAUUGGUUGAACAGAAAUGUGAUAUUUUUCAGGCUUGAAAAAACUGCAAAAUGUCAUUGUGUGUGUGCGUGUGUGAUGCACUGACAAAGCGAAAUGCAAAUGUAAUCAGGCAUUGGGAGUAGCUACUAUAUAUGAUGCAUGUUACAAUGGAAUGAAAGAAGUGGUUUUCAUUAUCUUACGAGCAGAAUUCCCAUCAUUUUAGCAGAUUUAUUUGUUUGGAGGGAGGGCUUGCAUAUUGCCAAGGCUCCUGAGCAGAGAGACAUGAGCUGUGUUCUCAUAUGCCUUGAAUUUCAGCUGGGCUGAGUAGUGAGCACUUUACUUCUCUCCCUUAGGGGUAAACAGAAACCAUUUGUUUGUAAGGAGGAAAAUAAGGACAUUCACUCCGGAGCACCCUUGAGGCAUGGGGCAUACCUGUUCUGUGAUACUUGCAGUGCCUUUCACUUAGAGUAAAAUAUGCUCAUAUCUGCACAACUAUGUAAAUCUAGGGCUCUCUCUCUUUGGUCAUUCUAAAGUGUAACACGAUCUGGCUUAAGGAGGAAGAGAGAGAGAGAGACCUAUUGUUUUUACGAAGGGAAAUGGAGGGAGGAAUCCUUUGUUUCAGGAACCUAUUAUAUUCAGUCCCUGAAGCAUUGCACCCUUGUAUGAGUUCCCUGGCAGUGGAAUCCAGACAAGCCAGAGGAAGGUAUGGCUGGCCAUUUCCCCACACACUGAAGUGAUGUUGCAGAGUGCAAAAUUUUACAGGACAAAUGGCAGCCAGUAAGUCACAGAAGAGAAAGUAAAGAAAUGGAAGGGACACUAUCUUCAUAGGCUAUUUACCCAUGGGAUGUUUACCCAUGUUUACUCAACCUUUGGAUCAGGGAGCAAAUGCAGCCUUCUUUCUGCUGUUUCCAGUUAGGGAAAGGGCAUAGCUCAGUGGUAGAGCAUCUGCCUUGCAUUGUGGCAUCCCUGGCAUCCCCAGGUAGGACUGGGAGAAGUCCCUGUCUGAAAUCCUGGAGAGGUGCUUCCAGUCACUGUAGACAAUACCAAGCUAGAUGGAGCAAUGGUCUGACUCAGCGCAAGACAGAUUCCUAUAUUCUUAUGUUCCAAGUGUGCAGACAAGUUUGCAGAGGAUUUGGCAGGAGGCCACUUCUUUGUUUUCAUAGCCCAUCUUGACUUCCACAUCAUAGUUAUUCUCAUAUAGCAUGAAGUUAUAUAUGAUGUAUCACUUCCUAGGCUCUCUUAUGUAUGUCAAAUUCGGCAUGUAACUGUUGCAUGUAGCAGGGCUUUGUAUAAGAUGACAGUCUGGGCAGACUUCAUAUACACUGUCAGUAUACACUGUCAGUGCUCUUGUAUAUUGUAUACUGAUAAAUAAAUGAGAAGCUAUGACAAUGAUAUAAAAUGAGAAGCCAUAACAAUUAUAUAGGAAAUGAUUGAUCAAAAAUUAAUGUAGGAACAUGAUAAUUGCUUCUGUUAGUUUAGUUAACUUGCUUGAAAGGAAGGAUAGGUUGUUGUUGUUUUUAAUGUAGACCAUACUUUUGUUGCAACACAUCUGCCAAAUCUUUCUCUCUACCCAGUAUUGAACUGGUUAAAAAAAAGAGGGAAAGUUAAGGGAAAGUGGAAUUUAGCCUUUGGAGAAUUGCCAACUUAUUUGCUUCAAUUAAUGUCAAAUAAUUCUUUUCAGAGAGAAAAGCGCCCCUAGCAAUAAAUAAGUAGAAGGUCAUUUUUUGUUCUUUUAAUUCAUGGUACAAAUUCAGUCUUAGCCACUAAAAACAUUUGAUUGAAAUCCACCACACACACAUCAGCCUUAUUCUUGUGAAAUAUCAGAUAAACUUCUGAGUAUACAAGCCCAUUAACAGCUAUGGUAAUUGAAAUAUUAUUUUCAUUUAAAGCUGUGUCUGUAGGGUCAGAUUCAUAAAUCUGCUAAAUUCAUAACUGCUAAAGUGAUUUCUUUCCUGGCAUUAAAUCAAAGGAGCUUGUCAGUAUUGUGAAAACUUAAUCAAUUUUCAAUACAAAAGCAGACAAAGGGAAAUUUCUAUCUUUAAAAGGUAGACCCUGGAAGUUGUGGUUGAUUUCAGUUUUAUUGACUAUUUUACAUGGUGGAUGAAGGGUCAUGUUUUUAGCAUUAUUACUUGACAUUGUCAUCAGUGAAAUGAGCCACAUCUGAUAUCAUGAAGAACAUGAAGCACUUGUUGACCAUAUCCUUGGUGACUUGAAUCUUGGCCCUCUGCAUUCUCAUGUUUGCCCCCACGCCAUCUUUGAAAUGGUAUCAUGAGACUUCCUUGUAUUGCGUUGUCACACAUUUAUUUGGAUCUGAAUAUAGGCUGAUGCUGCAUUCUGCCCUCCUGAAGUUUUUGGAAGUAGGGAUUAGCCAGUUUAGGUGUUAAAUAGGAACUUUCUGAAUGAUUCCCAAUUGGCUUUUGAGACAUUUUUGCCUACUUCAUAGAAAGUUGUUGUUGUUGCUGCUGCUGCUAGGGUUAACUUGGCUUUUCUAUUACAACAUGCAUGUAGUAUGGCCAUGUAUAGCUUAGUUUUGAUGUCUAAUAAUAAUAAUAAUAAUAAUAAUAAUAAUUUAUUAUUUAUACCCCGCCCAUCUGGCUGGGCUUCCCCAGCCACUCUGGGCGGCUUCCAAAAAAAUAUUAAAAUACUGUAAUACAUCAAACAUUAAAAGCUUCCCUAAACAGGGCUGCCUUCAGAUGUCUUCUAAAAGUCUGGUAGUUGUUGUUCUCUUUGACAUCUGGUGGGAGGGCGUUCCACAGGGAGGGCGCCACUACCGAGAAGGCCCUCUGCCUGGUUCCCUGUAACUUGGCUUCUCGCAGUGAGGGAACCGCCAGAAGGCCCUUGGCGCUGGACCUCAGUGUCCGGGUAUAACAAUGGGGGUGGAGACUCUCCUUCAGAUAUAUUGCAACAAAUUUUGCAACAUAAAACAAUCACAUUGGUGAUUGAUGACUCCUGGUGAUUUAUUGGUGACUCCUGCCUUCCAACCACUUGAUCUCAUACAAGGUAGCUGUAGAAGCCUUCAAGCAAUAAUGGAAAACAUCAGGAAAAGCUCAACAUUCCUAACAAAAUGCGAUUUUUGUCUAAACAUACCAAGCUUAUGUACUUUUUAUGGCCUAUUUCCCCACCCCACAAUAUCCCAGUGUUCAGUUUUCCCAUGCAAUAAAAAGUAUAUUCAAUUAAAUUUGGUUAAGUAAUUCUAAUGAUUCCACCUCUUUUCCUGAUCUCAACAGUUGAUGAAAAGGGACGACCUGGAAGAGGUUUUCUCAGAUUGUACACCAGAGGAUCUUCUCCGAUUUGAUGAUUACAACAACGAUGGUUCCUUAACUCUGCAAGAACUGUAUACUGCAUUCCGUAAGUGA